AUGGGUAACACUGAAAGUAAUGUCACCAGUGGUGUGAAGAAACAAGCUGGAACCUCAACACAGAAGCUUUAUAAGUUUAUUGAUAUUAAAGGCUGUGGACUCCUUGUAGAUAUGAUGAAGCGAGCGGUGCAAAACAAGCAAUACGCUGAGAUCGACCACGCCAUUAAAACGAAAGUGGAACCAUUUCUGUAUAAUAAAGGGAAAGGUCGCUAUAUACCGAUAUCACAUCUCGUACUGCUUAGGAACAAGGAACGACCAAGACACAAGCUGUUGCCCCCUUUAAGAGGGAUGGAGAACCCGGAUGAGGAAUUUGAUGUGGAGAAAGAUUGGCCGGUGGUCACACAGGAGGAGUACGAUGCCAACCCCUCUGCUUACAGGGAACUCUGUUGGGAUCUAAAGGAGCGUGGAGCAGUCGGCGAGACGAUCCUCCAUUUAUGUUUGCUGAAUGCUACCUCAUUGCUUGCCGACUUGGCCAAAAGACUUCUAAGGUUUUACCCAAAAUUAAUCAACGAUAUUUACAUGAGCGACGAAUAUUAUGGUGAAAGCGUGCUUCACAUGACGAUCGUGAACGAAGACCCUACUAUGGUCAAAUUUCUCUUGGAUGCCGGAGCGGACUAUCAUGAGCGAUGCUUCGGCAACUUCAUGUGCCCCGAGGAUCAGAAGGCUUCCAGAUCUGACUCGCUCGACCACGAGUGGGUCAAUGUGCAGCGUGACACUAAUUAUGUUGGAUACGUGUACUGGGGUGAAUACCCAUUGAGUUUCGCAGCGUGUCUUGGACAAGAGGAAUGCUACAGGUUGAUAUUAGCUAGGGGUGCCGAUCCAGAUAAACAAGACACCAACGGAAACACUGUGCUUCAUAUGCUUGUGAUUUAUGAGAAAACGAGUACAUUUGACAUGGCAUACGAAGUGGGUGCGUCCCUUAACAUUCGUAACGCUCUGAAUCUCACCCCGUUGACUCUCGCCGCUAAGUUAGCUAGAACUGAGCUCUUCUUUCACAUAUUGAAUAUCGAACGAGAGAUCUACUGGCAGAUAGGUGCUACUACCUGUGCGGCUUAUCCAUUGGGACAAGUAGAUACUAUAGAUACUGAAACGGGACUCAUCAGUAAAGAUUCAGCUCUCAACUUAGUGGUUUUUGGUGAAAAAGAUGAGCACUUAGAACUUCUAGAAGGAAUGUUGAUAGACCUUCUGAAGACCAAGUGGAAUUCGUUCGUGAAGUUCCGCUUCUACAGACAAUUCAUAUUGUUCACUUGCUACUUCCUGAUUUCGUUGGUGUGUUUCACUAUGAGACCAGGAUUUCCCGAAAGAGCUGUUAACGCUACAGCGGUUAAUUCUACAGUUGGACCUACUGUUAAUGAUACUGAAUUGGUUUCGGAUAUGGAUAAUUGCACAAUGCAACUGAACGCUACGGAUUUUGAUAUGGGAGCGGUUGAGAUGGUCAACGGGACGAAACCUGGCGGUCCGAAGUGCGCAAAAUUUAAAAGCCACACAAAGGAAAAAGAUAAACCGACAGAGACACCACGAGAAACAGAUAUGGAAGGCUGGUGGGAAGACCUGACCGGAGAGUGCAGACUUAUGGAUUUCGAAUCUUGGCAGGCCAAAGUACGAGUCACGGCUGAAUUGUUAUUAUGGUUGGGAGCGCUAGCGUACAUCGGUGCCGCGUUACGUGAAGCUCGCUUCCUAGGACUUAAGAUGUUCAUAGAGAAUUUGAGCACGGUGCCGUCCAGAGUAAUGUUCCUGUUUUCCUGUCUGCUUAUGAUUGCGAUGCCGACUUUAAGACUUUGGUGUGCAGACGAAGCCGAGGAUCACCUUGCAGUAAUCAUUAUGCUGACCACAGCACCAUAUUUUUUGUUCUUUUGUCGCGGAUUCAAGACUGUCGGACCGUUUGUGGUAAUGAUAUACAGAAUGGUAAUGGGAGAUCUUCUACGAUUCGUUUGCAUAUACUUGGUCUUUGUCAUGGGAUUUUCACAAGCGUACUACGUAAUAUUUCUGUCGUUCGAUAAUCCCAAUACGCCAGAAGGCGUGGAUGACUCUGUUUCAAAUCCCAUGCCGUCACCAAUGGAGAGUAUAAUGGCUAUGUUUCUAAUGUCCCUCACGUCUUUCUCUGAUUAUUAUGGGGCGUUCGAACACACCGACCAUGAGAUCGAAGCGAAGUUGCUGUUCGUCGUGUACAUGAUAAUAGUCGCGAUACUUCUAGUCAACAUGUUGAUUGCCAUGAUGGGGAACACGUAUCAGAAGAUAGCGGAGACGAGGAAUGAGUGGCAGCGGCAGUGGGCGAGGAUUGUGUUAGUAGUGGAACGAGGGGUGCCGCCUGCGCAUAGACUCAAACAGUUAAUGGCUUACAGCCAACCGAUGGCAAAUGGGAAGAGGGCUUUGGUACUCAGGAUUAACCAAAAGGAUGAGGAUAAAGAAGAAAUGAAAGAGAUUCUAGAAAUGAAAAGGACACACGAACGCAUCGUUGCCAAGAGGAAGAAAAGAGAAGAAGAAUUGAAAGGAAUGAAAGGCCGUUUACCCCCACCGCCUCCUGUGAGGGACUAUCCCAUUCGUAAAUAA
This is a messenger RNA of Diatraea saccharalis (sugarcane borer), 2550 nucleotides long. The record is from the annotation of a GenBank genome assembly. Lineage: Eukaryota; Metazoa; Arthropoda; Insecta; Lepidoptera; Crambidae.